Molecule: messenger RNA, 4006 nt
Organism: Anarrhichthys ocellatus (wolf-eel)
Lineage: Eukaryota; Metazoa; Chordata; Actinopteri; Perciformes; Anarhichadidae
Gene: taf5l
Product: TAF5-like RNA polymerase II, p300/CBP-associated factor (PCAF)-associated factor
Exons: 5
Coding region: 232-2034 (600 amino acids)
Biological process (GO): regulation of DNA-templated transcription
Cellular component (GO): histone acetyltransferase complex; nuclear protein-containing complex
Molecular function (GO): RNA polymerase II general transcription initiation factor activity; transcription coactivator activity; protein binding
Source: RefSeq, a predicted model, not a curated record
ACAUUUACCUUGUGGAUGCUAACGGUGAAGCCAGGAGGACGAGUAGAUUCACGAUAGCUGUUACCCAUCAGAGAUGAAAGCGAGCUAGCUAGCUAAUCUGUAGCUAACAUGAUUUGAUGGAGGCUUUACCGGAGCGGCAACGUAGUUUCAGCUAGGAUACAUCAGCAUUAAACCUUCACUAGCUUGCACACAGCAACGGAACACGGAGAGGAACCCGCACGAUAUGCAGUCAUGAAGCGGGUUCGCACUGAGCAGAUCCAGUACGCCGUGGCUCAGUACCUGAAGCGGAGGCAGUAUGUGGAUACCGAUGGCUCUCUGAAAGGAGCCAAGCUGUUCCAGUCUGCGGAGGAGAUGGCUGCCAGUCUCACAGUGCAGACAGAGUCGGGGUGUGCCAACAUCGUGUCUGCUGCACCCUGCCAGUCCGACCCACAGCAGUAUGAGACUCAGUACUCCCGGUUGCGCUCCUUUCUGUCAGAAACAGAUAUAUCCUGGGCGAAGGAAGUGAGCAGCAUUCUCUACCCGCUCUUUGUCUACCUCCACCUGGACUUGGUGCACUGCGGCCUGAAGGGGGCGGUAGAUGGUUUCUACAGUCGUUUCCACGGCGCCUUUCUUCAGGACAGCGAGCAGCGCGCCACCAUAGAGCAGCUCCGCCAUGUUCUCACUUCUCAGGACGUCGCAGCCAAUCCCAAGUUGAGUGCUUUCCUGGAGCACAAGUACGUGGUUCACCUGACGGAGCCGGCCUACAGCUACCUGCUGCGUUACCUGCAGAGUGAGGACAACAGUGCCCUCUGCAGGACCCUGAGCACACACCUGCAGGUGGAGGUGACCGCCUCGAGGCGCACAGACUACCAGCUGUAUGGAGCAGCUGGCGGGGCGACCGCCGCCCCAAACUCCACCUCCUCCUGGGCGGGGGUGGACGGGGCGGAGGGUGGCGAGGGGGUGGAGGUCCCUGCAGGGAUCCCACAGAGCGAGGCGGCCCUGGAGACUCUGCAGGACUGCAUCAAGAAGGUCCGUGAGGGGCCCCCCACGCUCACCACAGUGUGUUUUUACGCCUUCCACCACACGGAGCAGACGUUGAACACCGCAGAGGUCUCGGCCGACAGUCGGCUGCUGGCCGCCGGCUUUGACAGCUCCACGGUGAAACUGUGGAGCCUCCGAGCCAGAAAGCUGAAGGCCAAACCGCAUCAGGCUGACGUAUCGCUCAUCCACCUGGCCUGUGACGUACUGGAGGAGGAAGCGGAUGAAGAAGACUGCUCUGGCAGCGAGAUAAAAACACUGCGAGGUCACAGCGGCCCGGUGUUUCGUACCGCCUUCCUGACGGACAGCUCCGGCCUGCUCUCCUGCUCUGAGGACACAACCAUCCGCUACUGGGACCUGGGCAGCUUCACCAACACGGCGCUCUACCAGGGCCACGCCUACCCAGUGUGGGACGUGGACGUCAGCCCCUGCAGCCUUUACUUCGCCAGCGGCUCCCACGACCGGACGGCCCGCCUCUGGACGUUCUCCCGCACCUACCCGCUGCGGCUCUACGCCGGGCAUCUCUCCGACGUCGACUGCGUCAAAUUCCACCCCAACUCCAACUACCUGGCCACUGGUUCCACAGACAAGACCGUCCGGCUGUGGAGCACCCAGCAGGGAGCGUCCGUCCGCCUCUUCACCGGCCACCGUGGCCCCGUGCUGUCGCUCGCUUUCUCACCUAACGGGAAGUACUUGGCGUCCGCCGGUGAGGACCAGAGGGUGAAGCUGUGGGACUUGGCAUCAGGGACGUUGUUCAAAGACCUGCGAGGACACACGGACAGCGUCACCAGCCUGUCCUUCAGCCCGGACAGCAGCCUGGUGGCGUCGUCCUCUAUAGACAACUCAGUCCGGGUGUGGGACAUCCGCAACUCCCACGGAGGGACGCCAGCCGACGGCUCGUCCGGCGAGCUGGUGGGACUGUACACUGGAAACACCAGCAACGUGCUGAACGUCCAGUUCAUGGCCUGCAACCUGCUGCUGGUGACGGGAACUGCACAAGAGAAAGCAGAACAGUAGCCACGGCUGUAUCUUUUUUUGUGUUGAUGUUUGGGAGAAAAGCUUGAAUAUCUCCAGAAGUGUGUUUGACAUUUGUCUGUCACCAAUUUUCUUCCCUAAUCCAACCACUGAGCGGUUAAAGGCCACCACCUGCACAGGAGUCAGGUUUUUCUUUUAAUUCUCGGCAUAAAGCAGUCGCCUUUUCAAACUGGCUUAGAUGUUCAGUUAUAGAUCAAUUAUCAUUUGUCCUUGGUGGUGUUGUCUAAUUACCAAAGCUCCCUUACUAGAGGUCAGUAUUAAAUAAAUAAAAAGUUUUGGUUCUGGUGUCUUGGUGGUUGAAAGCUGUUUACUCUGCUGUCAUGCACAUGUUUUAUUAUCUAAAACAGCAGCAUAUGACUGUUUUUCUUGUUAAAUAAAAAAAACUAAAUUUGAAUCUGCAAAAAUCAGUUCGACCCAAAUAGGAGAUGAAAAUGUUUAUUUACUGAACUGAGAAAACACCCAAACAGACAAAAAACUUUGUUUUGUUGCACUGAUGAGUAUUAUGGGAUGAACUGUUUCCUUAGGAGUAACCUCCGCAGUACACUGAGCUGCACCUCAUUUCAAUCUCCAGGAUGUUUAGCCUAGCUUAGCACAAAUACUAGAAGCAUGGGAAAGCUGCUAGCCCAGCUCCAUCACAAAUAAGAAAUGUAUACCUUCCAACAACUCUAAAACCAUCGUAAACACGUGUUGUGUAGCUAGGCUAACCGUGGGUAGGGUUGAGUAUCAUUUGAGACUUUUUGCCUCUCACGCUGAUAGAAUACCUGAGUUUCACUCCCAAAGUACCAACACAGAUCUUUAAUCUUUAAUUACUUUGAGGUUUUUCAACCAGACCAUUUAAAAUGUUACUGCAAGCCGAGAUACAAGAACUUCGGCCAAAUAUAUUUUAAAUCACAUCAGAAACUGUCUGAAACAAACACAAUUCCAAAUCUGUUUGUAUGUAAUGUUGGCUUUGUGCACUUGACAGUUUUUGAUACUUUGUUCCAAAAAUAUGUAAAGAGCUGAAUGCCGGGAGCUUAUGGAAAAUGUUUUGUUAAAGGCUGCCAAAAAAAACACAAAUAUUGAAUAAAACGACAUUAGUUUGUUUGUGUUCAGGCUGUAGUUAUAGUUAUUAGAGUAGUUACAAAUGUCUUUAUUUUGCAGGACUACUGUAACAAAAGCAGGUUUUUCUGGUUUCACUUUGAUUCUCGUUUAAUGUUCGAUAACUAGUUGUGACUUGGUAAGACAACGAAGAGGCAUACACUCAAAAUGCAGGACUGUUCCUUUGAUUAAAAUGCAUUGAUCGAGUCACACACCAGCUUCCACCGAGUCGAUCCAUACACAGAGAAUAGGAUCCUAAAUACUCUGACAUGAGAAACUCUGUUUUGCAUUGAUGCUCAUGGGGUUUAGAGACUGUAUUCUAGAUUUUAAAGUGCCUCAAAGGUGGAAUACAAAAGUUAACAAGUGACUAUGUGAGCUUUAAAAACACCAGAGCAGGAAGUGGUUGUUUCUUCUCUCUUGGUUUGUAGGGUUUGAGUAAUAGAAAAAGUGUAAAUAGCCUUGUUGAGGGUAUUUCUAAGAAUCAAAGGCUGUAUUCUUUCGCACUUUUCUGCGAGUGGCAUGAACAGUGCAAUGUUUAAAAAGUAUAUAUAUAUAUAUAUACUGUAUUUUUGUAACAUUUUGGCUACGAAGAGUUAACAUCCAGGUUGAGCUUAACGAGGGCUAAAAAAUACUCACCUAGAAACUGAUUUCAAACAUCCAAAUUGUGAUUGUAUUUUUGUUUUCUAUAUAUAUCAUUGUUUUGCAUAUUUCAUUCAUAAAUCCAGCCUGGAAGUUGUACUUUAUGUUUGUCAGUAACCUUUUGUUCCCUCCUGUAGCCCAAAACAAGGAAUAAAUAACAAAAUUAUUUAAAGUAAUGCUUCAGUAAGUUCCUUUUCUUGUUUGUGUGUCAUGCUGGUUUGAGGGUGGUUUGGGCCUC